CUUCGAAAUACAAGUCAACCUUGACCAUGUGGAGAAAGAAAAUGCUGUUGAGUGUACCUCUGACUGGCCUCCUACUACUGCUGAUGCUUUGCAAUGCCCAGGAAAGUAAGGGGGAUGUGCUUAUUGAAAUGGAAGCCCUGGGAAGACCCCUGUAUCCUGGCUCGAUGUAUGACUGCCGUACUGAGAGCUUCAUUCCAGGUUUUGCUCUGUGGGAUGAAGAAGCACUACACGAGCAUCGACAAGUGCGCCAACAGUAUGAAACAGACCUGAAGGUCUCUUCCUUUAACUCUUUCAGUGAAAAGGCCAGCCUCCUAAACAUGAGCACAUCCCUUAGAGCCAGUUUUUGGGGGGGGAUGCUGGGGGAUGGGGGCUAUGCCCGUUACCUGAUGGACUCCAAAUCCUCAGCACGCCAGUCCCGAGUCACCCUGCGUUACAGCCAGAUCAGAAGGUUUGAAGAACUCACUUUGACUGAGCUUGGCAAUAUCACCUAUACAUAUGCGUUUCAGCAUAAACUGGCUACUCAUAUGAUCACAGCUGUGUUGUAUGGGGCUCAGUGCUUCAUGGUGUUCAGUUACACAGCCUCAGAUGAUGAAGACCAACAGGAAGUUGAGAGAAAUCUUCUUACAAUGGUCAAGAAGAUUCCUUCAUUUACCAUAGAGAGGGACGGUUCCGUAAGCUUGAAUGAGAAUGAAACAAAGAUGGCUAAGAAGAUCAGGUUUGCAUUGUAUGGUGAUUUUUCUUUGAGAAGAAUCCCUAUAACAUUCACAGAUGUCGUGACGCUGUACAAGGAGCUUCCCUCUCUGAUGACAGACGAUGAUGCUGUGCCAGUGAGGGUGUGGCUCUAUCCCCUCAUGUUAUUGGACGAUCGGGCAGCCAAAUUAGAAAGAGAAAUCAGUGCGAGUCUGGUGUCUAAAGUAGGCCAUUUACUGGAAGAGCUAGUGGACAUCCAGAGGAGGUGCAACGAUUUGAUCACAAUCAGAAGCAGAAAUGAUUUUCGUGAUGUGAAGCAAAGGUUGCAAAAAUUUAAACACUUGCCGCAUUAUUAUAUGCUUGAGUUCCAGACCGCGCUGCAAAAAGCGCUGCGUGCUAUUCGAGGUGGCGAGCAGGAGGAGCAGGUGCUGAUUGACAUCCUGAACACCCACUACAGCUCUCCUUUUACUGCAUACAACUUGAACAAGUGGCUGGACAACAUUGCUACUGAAAUAAAUAUACUGAGCUCCUAUACCAGAGAGCUAAAAGACACCCCAGUCGUGACCUCCUCUAUCAUCCCCUUUGUGGCUGAUAUAGUUGUGUGUUUGUCUUUCACCUCUCUCAGGUAUGAAGACAAAUACCUAGAAACAUUAAACGACUUCCAGUUCUCUGCAGCUUUAGGUCAAACAAACCAUACUACAAACAUUUCCCAACAGUUAGAGCCUUGGUUCACUGGUGAUGUAUUAAAGAACAUGGAUCGGACCCUUUCCCGCUUUACAAGUUUUUUAAAGGCUAAUAAAAAUAGGAAGGGAAUCGGGUUCAUUACUGCUGCCUUCCCUGAUCCAAAUAAUCCAGGUGCCUCCAUCCAACUUUACAAACAAGGCAGACUGGUCAACCCCAACUUCGAGCCUGUGUCUAGGCCUCCCCCACCUAUCCUAAAAACCCAGGAUGGAGGUCUGACCUUGAUACUCCAGAAAUCGCCAACCGGAGACACAAUACAGUUUAGAGUGGAAUACGGGGAGGUAAAGCCAAGUGGCCAAGAGGGAUCUUGGGUAACCAGAGACACCCCAGAUACACAGAUUCACUUCAUACUAAAUGGACUACAUCCAAAGAAACAGUACUGUUUUCAGUACAGAGCUGUUGGUCCAGUGGGAUUCAGUGAGCCCAGUGAAUGUGUUUACUAUCCUCCCAUUCAUGAUGACAAAAUUAGUCCCAUACUAGUGGGUGGAAAUGGAGGUUCCGAGUGGACGUUCAAAACCUGUAAUUUCAGUGGACCACUGAAGGAAAUGACUGUUUCAGUGACCGACAAAGUGAAUGCUAUCUCUUUGACACGCAGUAAUGAUCACAAGGAGCAUUUUGGCCAUCACACGAACGAAUCAUCCAAGACAUUUACGUUUCAGGAUGGAGAUAAAUUCCUUUCCCUGAUACUGUGGCCAAACCAGGUUGGAGAUCGACUAGGUGGUGUUGAAUUUGAAGUUGUGCGUAAAAAUGGGCAGAGACAGACAUUCUCUGCUAGAAGCUCAAGCCUAGGCAGCCCUGUACACAUGGAUGUGGGUUCAGGGAUUUGUUGUGGGUUUGUAGGGAGAAGCAGUAAUGAUAUCAAUGCUCUUGGUUUUGUUUUUCUAAAGUAAACCAGAUUGAACUAAAUCAGGCUGAACUGAUGUGAAAUAUUCCACUCUUUCAGAAAAUAAAACAAUCUUCUUCACCCAAUGUAAGAUGUGCUAAAUAUAAUGUUAAAGGUUACGUUUCAGCAUUUCUUAAUUAUGUGCUAGUUGAUUUGAUCAUUAUUUGAUUGUGUUAGAAUGUUUAGUUCUAGUAGUAUAAAGUUUGGCGUUCAUGUAAAUCAUUAUCAUAGAAAUGUUGUCUUUCUGCAUUAUGAUUAGAUCCUUAUUUUUUGAUCAUAUGUAAAUUAAGGAAGUAUGGUGAAGGAAAAAUGGCAAAUGUGUGAUUGGGCAAAUAAAAGUUUAACGCUUAAA
This is a messenger RNA of Electrophorus electricus (electric eel), 2666 nucleotides long. RefSeq names its product verrucotoxin subunit beta-like. Lineage: Eukaryota; Metazoa; Chordata; Actinopteri; Gymnotiformes; Gymnotidae. The record is from RefSeq and is a predicted model, not a curated record. Gene Ontology annotation, molecular function: protein binding.